AUGGGCUCACCACUGGCGCCCGUUGUGGCAAACAUCUUCAUGGAGUGGUUUGAGAAAAAAGCACUAGACUCUGCAAACGUGAAACCGCGAUACUGGUGGCGAUAUGUAGAUGAUAUCUUUGCUGUCGUCGCCCGGGACGCAUUGAAGGACCUGACGUCACACCUAAAUCGGGUGCACGCGAAGAUAGAGGUCACCAUAGAGGAGGAAAAAGAAGGAAAGUUACCGUUCCUGGACGUACUGGUCAUCCGAGAGCCGAACGGACGGGUGACUCAUACCGUAUACCGGAAGCCAACGCACACAGACCGGUACCUACGAGCCGACUCCCAUCACCACCCCUCACACCUAUCUUCGGUGCCUCGUACGCUGCUGAACCGAGCACUCGCUCUCUGCGACCAUGAAUACGUCAAUGCGGAACUGAGGCAUGUACGUGACGUAUUAGAGCGCAAUGGAUAUCAGUGGCGCAAGUGUAGACGUCUCCUGGGAUCUGCGGGCGAAGCUCUACCAUUAUUUGGUAUCAAAGUAGAAAACACUUUGAAGGAUACGGAUAAGGAUGAACAGAAUUGUGCUGGUGUAAGAGAAAUUGGAUUUGGAAACUCAAACAACUUGAAGACUCUACGAAUAUUCUCUUGA
Trichoplusia ni (cabbage looper) is the source of this 630-nucleotide messenger RNA. RefSeq lists its product as uncharacterized. The record is from RefSeq and is a predicted model, not a curated record. Lineage: Eukaryota; Metazoa; Arthropoda; Insecta; Lepidoptera; Noctuidae. Bases 1 to 630 code for a protein of 209 amino acids. The transcript has 2 exons.